This is a messenger RNA of Hemicordylus capensis (graceful crag lizard), 6310 nucleotides long. It is a transcript of the gene ANKS1B, whose product is annotated as ankyrin repeat and sterile alpha motif domain containing 1B. NCBI's taxonomy places the organism in Eukaryota, Metazoa, Chordata, Lepidosauria, Squamata, Cordylidae. The transcript is spliced from 26 exons. Bases 680 to 4516 code for a protein of 1278 amino acids. Gene Ontology annotation, cellular component: cytosol. The record is from RefSeq and is a predicted model, not a curated record. Gene Ontology annotation, molecular function: protein binding.
AGCCGCGCGCGCGUACGGGGGCGCGCGGCACCGCACCGCAGUGGAGCGCAAGGCGAGCUGCCGCUCCUGCUGUGCUUUGGGCGGGCAGGGCAGCUGAGGGAGGAGGAGGGCAGCAGACGCCCCAGCGCAGCGUUAGCCAGAGCAAGGGCACGCGACUGAGUGCCAAAGAGGGGAGGGGGCCCAAGAGCCAAUCAGCCAUUCAGAGGCAGAGAGCUCUUGUCUCCUCAGCAACGGGCCUGGAUGGUCAAGACUGCGCCUCCCCUUUCGCGCCCUGCUGGUCGUUAAUAUCUUCCUCACUCUUAACCCGCCUCAGCCUGGCACCGGAGCUGAACCCCCCCUCCCCCUUCACCAAGCUAGAAUUUGGGCUGAAGGUGGGGAAGAGUCUUUCUUCCUUCCUCCCCCCUCCUUUUUCUUCCACACUCCACCCAGAAAUGAUCUAGUGAAAAUAGGAGGAGGUAGAUGUCCCCUCCCUCCCUCCCUCCCGCUGCUGCUGCUGCUCCUUCUCCUUCUGCUGGUCUGUGAAGGCUGCAGGAAUACUCACAUUGCUCACUUUCUUUGAUGGGCGAGGAGAGAUUAUUUUUUGGAGGGGGUCGUGUUUUUUUUAGUGGGGAGGAGGGGAUAACCUACACAGCAAUUUUUGAGGUGGUGGUCGGGGAGGGCUCUCUGAUGUUUCCCGACCAUGGGGAAGGACCAGGAACUGCUGGAAGCUGCUCGCAUUGGGAAUGUGGCUUUGGUGGAGAAACUCUUGGCUGGCAGGAAAGGAGGGCUCCUGGGCAGUGGAUCUGGACCUAUUCCUUUAUCCAACUUGCUGAGCAUCUGGCGAGGACCAAAUAUAAACUGUACGGAUAGUUCGGGGUAUACCGCUUUACACCAUGCAGCUUUGAAUGGUCACAAGGAUGUAGUUAUCAAAUUACUUCAGUAUGAAGCAUCUACAAAUGUGGCAGACAAUAAAGGGUAUUUUCCUAUACACUUGGCUUCUUGGAAAGGAGACGUAGAGAUUGUGAAGAUUCUUAUCCAUCACGGGCCAUCACAUUCCAGAGUGAAUGAACAGAACAAUGAAAAUGAAACUGCUUUGCACUGUGCAGCUCAGUACGGACAUUCAGAGGUGGUAGCUGUUUUGCUGGAAGAACUUACAGAUCCUACAAUAAGAAACAGCAAAUUAGAAACUCCAUUGGAUUUGGCUGCCUUAUAUGGCCGCCUGCGAGUAGUGAAAAUGAUAAUCAAUGCAUAUCCAAACCUGAUGAGCUGCAACACAAGAAAACAUACCCCUUUGCACCUUGCUGCUCGUAAUGGCCACAAAGCUGUUGUACAGGUGCUACUAGAAGCUGGAAUGGAUGUCAGCUGCCAAACAGAGAAGGGGAGCGCAUUACAUGAGGCAGCUUUGUUUGGAAAGCUGGAUGUGGUACGCAUUCUGCUAGAAACAGGAAUUGAUGCCAACAUAAAGGAUAGUUUAGGUAGAACUGUAUUAGACAUCCUUAAAGAACAUCCGUCUCAACAGUCACUCCAAAUUGCUGCACUACUUCAAGACUACAUAGAAACAGGAAAUGCAACAGUUCCAGAUGAACCCAUACAGGAAUGCCCAGUGCUGGAUCAUCAGUCCUGUAUUUUGUCUCCAGAAGUUUCUCCUACACAAACAACUAAAAGUGAAGCUGUGACUGGAGAGUUGUCAAAACUAUUAGAUGAAAUCAAGCUGUGCCAGGAAAAGGAUUAUUCUUUGGAAGAACUGUGCCAUACAGUAUCAGACCACUACCUGGACAAUGCUAGCAAAGUAUCUGAAGAAGAACCAGUGAUGAAUGGAAGUCAAGCCAACCCUAAUAUAAGACCAUCUUCAACACAGUUGUCAGCAACAGAAGAGGAAGAAGAUGGAGGUGAAAAUAGUUGUGGACCUACAGGUUUGUGGGAAGCUCUGACACCCUGUAAUGGAUGCAGGAAUCUUGGCUUUCCCAGUCUCACCCAGGAGUCCUUUCCAAAGAAGAGGAGUUAUACACUGGAAGCAGUGCCAUCUGCUUCCUCUGAUGGAUUUCCUGUGGAAAAUGAGAAUGAUCUCUGUGAUUUUCUGGAUACGACGGUUACAAAGAAACCCUGUUCUUUAGAAAUAGCAAGAGGACAUACAUCAAAGACAGAUAAUGCACCUCAAGUAGCAAUUAUUGCACCAGGUACUGGUAACCAUAGAAACAGUUCAACGGGCCCAACUCCUGACUGCUCUCCUCCAUCACCAGAUACUGCACUAAAAAAUAUAGUGAAAGUUAUACGACCUCAGCCUAAGCAACGUACGUCAAUAGUAUCAGCUUUUGAAUUUCACCGAUUAAAUCACAGCCAUGAAUAUUUUGAAAUCAACUCCUCUAUAGGAUAUGCAAGCUUUACUUCCAGUCCUCCGAUCAGCCCAGCCAACUAUUCCAUUGGAUCAGUUGAGGGCAGCAUUGAAGAUAAUGACAUUCCAGAGACCCAGCAAACAUCCAUUGAAAGUGAACUUCUUGAAGCACAUCCUUCUGAGCAGUUUGCUGGUCUGCUUCAUGGAUCAUCACCUGCUUGUGACCCACCUGAAAAUCCCCUUCAGCUCUACAGAAAAGCCAGCCCAACUAAUGAAGUACAUUCCAGAAUUAGUUUGAACAGGAGUAUUUUGAAUCUGACACAGCUACAGCAAGAAAACAGUACUAUUCCACCAGUUAAAAAGAAAAAGCCACCCAUUUUAAACAGAACUAUAUUUCCUUCUAAAAAUAAUCUAAUAGAAACAAAUACACUGGCUGGAAUUACAACAAGAACUGGGGACCAAUGGGUUGCUAAUGCUGCAGGGUUUGUGGAGCGUGCUUGCACACUUGGGAGGAUACGAUCUUUACCAAAGACACUGCUUGAUAUGCAUUUAUCCAAAUAUGUUUCAAAGUCUGAUUCUAACCUCAUUUCCUAUCCACCUCAUGAACAAAAAGCAAGAAGAAACUGGACUGAAUCUACAGCAGACCCAGAAAACUCUAAAGGAAAUUCUGAAAGAACACCGUCCUUUACUUCAGAAUGGGAAGAAAUUGAUAAAAUAAUGAGUUCCAUAGAUGCUGGUAUUUCUACUGGGCUAGAAGAGAUUAAUGAUGGUCUUUCAACACCCAGAUGCCCUGUCCAGACUGUGGGACAAUGGCUGGAAAAUAUCGGGCUACCUCAGUAUGAGAAUCACUUGCUGGCGAAUGGAUUUGACAAUGUUCAGUUUAUGGGAAGCAAUGUUAUGGAGGAUCAGGAUCUGUUGGAAAUUGGAAUACUUAAUUCUGGACACAGACAAAGAAUUCUACAGGCAAUCCAGCUCCUUCCAAAGAUGAAACAAAUAGGCAAUGAUGGCUACAACCCCACUUCUGUAGCAGAGUGGCUAGAUUCCCUGGAACUGGGUGACUACAUCAAACCCUUCCUGAUAAAUGGCUAUACAUCGAUGGACCUUGUGAAAAAAAUCUGGGAUAUUGAAUUAAUUAAUGUUUUAAAAAUCAGUUUGCUUGGCCACAGAAAACGCAUUUUGGCCUCACUGGGAGACAGGCUGCACGAAGAUCCGCCUCAGAAACCACCACGAUCUAUAACCCUCAGGGAACCCAGUGGUAACCAUACUCCUCCUCAGUUGUCUCCAUCACUCAGCCAAAGCACUUACACAACUGGUGGCUCUCUAGACGUCCCGCACAUUAUCAUGCAGGGGGAUGCAAGAAGAAGAAGAAAUGACAGCUAUUUUGAUGAUAUUCCCCGGUCAAAACUGGAGCGACAGAUGGCACAGCAGUCUUCUGUCUGUGAAAUAUGGACCAACCAGAAUGCAGGAUAUCCUUACUCAGCAGUCCAUCAGGUUCAUAAUACUGGAGACUGGGGUGAACCUUCAAUUACCUUACGACCUCCUAAUGAAGCAACAGCAUCAACACCAGUACAGUACUGGCAGCAUCAUCCAGAGAAACUCAUCUUCCAGUCAUGUGAUUACAAAGCAUUUUAUUUAGGUUCCAUGCUGGUAAAAGAGCUAAGAGGUACAGAGUCAACCCAGGAUGCUUGUGCAAAAAUGAGGAAGUCUACAGAACAAAUGAAGAAAGUCCCUACUAUUGUUUUAUCAGUCUCAUAUAAGGGAGUAAAAUUUAUUGAUGCAACAAAUAAGAAUAUUAUUGCUGAACAUGAAAUUCGUAACAUUUCCUGUGCUGCACAAGACCCCGAAGACCUCUCUACGUUUGCUUACAUCACAAAAGACUUGAAGACAAAUCACCAUUACUGCCAUGUGUUCACUGCCUUUGACGUGAAUUUAGCCUAUGAAAUAAUUCUCACAUUGGGACAGGCAUUUGAGGUAGCCUACCAACUGGCCCUUCAGGCUCGAAAAGGAGGCCAUUCUUCAACCCUUCCUGAAAGCUUUGAUAAUAAACCUACCAAACCAAUUCCAAAACCACGUGUUAGCAUUCGAAAAUCUGUGCAGAUAGAUCCUACUGAACAAAAGACUCUUGCCAACCUACCAUGGAUUGUAGAACCAGGACAAGAAGCUAAAAGAGGAAUUAAUACCAAGUAUGAAACCACAAUUUUCUGAUACUGAACUGUCCUCUGUUUCUUGUUGUGCCUUGCACUCAAAGCAGUCAUAGCACAGCCUUUCCUUGACGGCAACUCUUCAAUCCAGUAGAGGGGAAGACUGCACUAUACGAGUGGCCUUGAAACUAGCAAAAACAAAAAUGGAGGGGAAAAAGGCUGCUGGGCAUUUCUGGUGAUUGUUCUUCCUGCAGCACUGACAGAAGAAUUAUAUGGGACGAAGACUUUUCAAUUACAGUCCACAAGAGGAGUGGGAGAUUGUUUUCAUGCACGCACUUCUCUUAGGACUUUGCCACAGUGCUUUCUUUGAUUUCGUAUUUUAACGUUCUACUUUUACAAAGGUCUCUAACACUAAUGCUGCUUAGUAAAACAACAUUCAGUUGUGGUUGGGUUUUUUGUUUCUGUUUUUUAAUUUCAAACAUGGCCAUUUUAAUUGAAAUGGAGCCAGAUUGUUGAAUAAAAUAUUUGAGAAAUGUUUGUGAAAUCAUGAGAGUCUUAUAUAAAUUAAUUCUGUUUAAUAUAUUUUUAAAAAGUAGUAAUGGCAAAACAUUAGUUUCCCCAUUUAUCUGUAUUUGCUGGUUUUAUGUAAUCCUUCAUGCCAUUUAAUCCUCUAGAGAAAUGAGGUUCUGUAUAACAUUGUGUCAACGAAUCAGUUUUAUGAAUGGCUUAAAAAAAGAAAGAGGAAUUAAUAAUGCAUGGAAAUGCACCUUGUAUUAAAUAUUUUUGUGGGAGAGAAGAAAACUAUAAGAGUAAGUAUGAAUAUUUAUGAUAAAGGAAGUCAUUAACUAUGAAGAGAGCUUGGAUUUAUUUUAAAGUUAAAUAAACUGCCUGUACUUGCAACAGCAGUAACAGUGGGCGGAUCAAUACGCUGGAUGCUUCACUUGAUAGGAGCAAAGCAGAAGCCACCCAGCGACUGGACUACAGGUACACGCAGAUGUACACAGUUUUUCAUGUUAUUAUAGCCAUGAGUUUUUUAAGAAUCUGAAAAAUGGUUUUAAUCAAAACUAAGGGUGUUUGUUUUUUUCAAAUUUUUUGUCUCAGAAAGCUGGUUUUAAUGAAAACGUUCAACUCAAAAGACAAAAAAUCCAAAGUAAUAAAUUCUUUCCACAAAAUAAUCUGUUAAGCUUUGGCUUGACAGUUGACUCAAUUAAAAUUGCUUACAAUUUUCUUUGAAGUACUUUAAUUUUUUAAUGUCUUUGUGGAGUAUUUGUAUAAUGACAUUAUGUAUAUUUCAGUGGAACUGAAUGAAUUAUAACAAACAGUUAAAAAUAUCAAUCAUAGGCAAAAAUUGACAUUUUAAUGUAUAUUCUAUCCAGUCAAAUUGUGAAUCAUUUUGAACUUCAUUAUAGAGAUAUUGAUAAAAUGUGUGGUUGACUUAAUGUUUUUUAUUAUUCUUUCAUAUUUAACUGAAAAGGUUUCAGUUAUGCUCAACUGAUUUUUUAAAAAAAUUGAUAAUUGAAUUUGAUUCAAAACUGAAAAUUAUAUAUGGUUUAGUUGAACCUAAUCAUAGCUCUGAAUGACAAAAAUCUUUUAAUACAGUAUUCAAUUUACUUGAACUGAUCAGCUCCUUGUACAUAUUUUGCCUAUUCAUUGUUGAUAUGUAUGUAGUAGGCUGACAGUGAACACUGAAACAUAUAGUACCAAAAGGAAUAUUGUAUAGGAGAAAAGUAAAUAGUAGCCUGACUGCAACAAAUACUUAUAUGUAAAUAUGCUUGGGCUUCCAGUUAUAAAUUUUGUAAUUUUUGUCAUUAUUUAUAUCCUGUAAAAGCACACAAAAUAAAUUGAAGUUGUACAGUCA